This is a messenger RNA of Phaedon cochleariae (mustard beetle), 1390 nucleotides long. NCBI's taxonomy places the organism in Eukaryota, Metazoa, Arthropoda, Insecta, Coleoptera, Chrysomelidae. The record is from the annotation of a GenBank genome assembly.
AAUUGAAAGUGUAGUAAGAAUGGCUGCCGGGACUCUGUACACCUACCCUGAUAAUUUCCGUGCCGCAAAGGCUCUUAUUGCGGCACAAUAUGCCAACAUAACUGUCAAAUUAGCACCAAAUUUCGUUUUCGGUGAAACCAACAAAACUAAAGAGUUCACGAAUAAGUUUCCCGGUGGAAAGGUGCCAGCUUUUGAGUCAAAUAAUGGCCAGUGUCUUCAAGAUAGCAAUGCAAUUGCAUACUUCGUUGCAAAUGAACAACUGAGAGGAGCCAACGAAUAUGACAAAGCUCAGAUUUUGCAAUGGAUUGGUUUUGCAGAGGGAGAGAUUCUUCCUCCAGGCUGUGCCUGGGUAUUCCCAAUCUUGGGUAUUAUUAGAAACAACUCUGGAGCACAAGAGGCCUCUCAAAGAGCCAAAGACGACAUGAAAGCUGCCCUGACAAUCCUUAAUAGCCACUUGCUCACUCGCACCUACUUAGUUGGCGAGAGAAUCACCCUUGCCGAUAUCGUUGUUGCCUGCAACUUGCUCAACCCCUACAGGUACGUCCUCGACCCGGACUACAGACGGCCGUUCGCCAACGUCAACAGGUGGUUCGAGACGCUGGUGAACCAGCCGCAUUUCAAGGCCGUCCUCGGGGACGUGCAGCUGUGCAGCCAGGUGGCGGUCGCCGGGGCAGCAGUGCCUCUGGCUGGCGCCCAACCAGCUAAGGGUAAGAAGAAGGAAGAAAAGAAGCAGGAGCAGAAGAAGCAGCAAAAGAAAGAAAAAGAACCAGAAGAACCCUUAGAUGAGGCUGAGGCAGUUCUGGCCUCAGAACCCAAAAGCAAAGAUCCUUUCUCAGAAAUGCCAAAAGGCACCUUCGACAUGGACGACUUCAAACGUUGCUACUCGAACGAGGACGAAUCGAAAUCGAUCCCGUACUUCUGGCAAAAGUUCGAUCCCGAGCACUACUCGAUCUGGUACGGCGAGUACAAGUACCCGAAGGAGCUGACCAAGGUGUUCAUGAGCUGCAACCUCAUCGGCGGCAUGCAACAGCGGCUGGACAAGAUGCGCAAACAGGCGUUCGCGUCGGUCUGUCUGUUCGGCGAGGACAACAACAGCACCAUUUCCGGCGUGUGGGUGUGGAGGGGACAGGAGCUGGCAUUUCCUUUGAGUCCCGAUUGGCAAAUCGAUUACGAAUCAUAUGAAUGGAAGAAACUGGACCCCGCAUCCGAGGAGACCAAAAAGUUAGUAGAGCAAUAUUUCUCUUGGACCGGUACGGAUAAGGAAGGCCGGAAGUUUAACCAAGGGAAAAUAUUCAAAUGAUCCAUUCAUUUUCAUUACACGUAUGUUUGUUAAGAACUGUGCUAUAUUUAAUAUACUCUUUAUUUGAAAAUAAAUUGGAACUGUUUUGUU